Manis pentadactyla (Chinese pangolin) is the source of this 1542-nucleotide messenger RNA. It is a transcript of the gene CDK2AP2, whose product is annotated as cyclin dependent kinase 2 associated protein 2. The record is from RefSeq and is a predicted model, not a curated record. Gene Ontology annotation, biological process: negative regulation of G1/S transition of mitotic cell cycle; regulation of microtubule cytoskeleton organization. The transcript is spliced from 4 exons. The coding region runs from base 883 to 1098 and encodes 71 amino acids. Gene Ontology annotation, cellular component: cytoplasm; nucleus; microtubule. NCBI's taxonomy places the organism in Eukaryota, Metazoa, Chordata, Mammalia, Pholidota, Manidae.
ACCCCUGCGUCCUACAGCACCAGAGUAGAGGAAAGGCGCGCUCGGCAGUGGUGGGAGCAACAGCGGCACCAGCUGGACCGAGGCCGGGUGGCGCAAGACUGACGUGCGAAGGAGCGCGAGCGAGGCGUGAGGGCGGUGUCUGAGCCCGGGAAGACCCCAUUGAGCGCGAACCGCGGCGGACCAGACCCAGGUCCGGGCUGCUGAGACUCCGCCUCUCGGGCCUUGGGACUAAUCGGAUUGAGAGCGCGCGGGCCCGAGCCGCGAACUAGCCAAUUGUGGAGGGCGUCGGUCACAGCCCAAUCCGGAGCAGACAGGUGCGAGGUCCGGAAGGCGGAGACCAAUCAACAACGGUUGCGGCCUGUUGGGGCCGGCCUCGGCCAAUGAGGAGGCUCGAGUGACAUCUUCGUCUACCAAUCGAGAGUGAGAGAGCUGUGGUGCCCGCCCGCCCUUCCGGCCUGAGCUCUAUUUACCAGGGGCGUGCAGCCGGUUUGCCAAUCAGAGUGCGGCUGAGCGGCCAAGCAGCCAACCCCGGAGGAGCCGCCGGCCGGCGUCCGCCGCACCCAGGAGUUGGGGAUGUCCUACAAACCUAUCGCCCCCGCCCCCAGCAGCACUCCCGGCUCUAGCACCCCUGGGCCCGGCACCCCGGUCCCUACAGGUGAGGAUCCACCUCCACCCCUGCUCGUCUGCCCAGGUGGUCGAGGUCUGGAAGAGAAGACGGCCUGAGUUCUGCCAUACUGGGCCUGCUGCCUACCUCGCUGAGCCUCAGUUUGCUGUCCUGUGAAGUGGGCGUGGUCACCCGGAAGUGUCCCAUCGCCGUCGGGCUCGGUACCGGGAGCCGCCGCCCCUUUCAGACCACUGUUUAACGACUUUGGACCGCCCUCCAUGGGCUAUGUGCAGGCAAUGAAGCCACCCGGCGCCCAGGGCUCCCAGAGCACCUACACGGACCUGCUGUCGGUCAUAGAGGAAAUGGGCAAAGAGAUCCGCCCCACCUAUGCUGGCAGCAAGAGCGCCAUGGAACGCCUGAAGAGAGGCAUCAUCCAUGCCCGGGCCCUAGUCAGAGAGUGCCUGGCAGAGACAGAGAGGAACGCCCGCACGUAACAGAACGUGCCUCCGCCUCGGCGUCUGGACCUUUCCCGGCCACUGCAGAACACCCGCUUCUCCCUGGCCUUCACCCCAAGUUGCACUUCCCGUCCUGGGCUUCCUGUCCUGUGUCCCUUGGUGGGUGCCCUCCAAGAACCAGGGGGCGACUCUCACUCCAGUCGGCAGCACUGGGACCCCUGCAAGAGUUAGCAGUGAGGUCGCUGUGCGUCCCACCCAUGACCUGCCAAUAGUGUUGAUCCAACUGGAGCUUUCUCCCUUCUGUGGCCCCACCACUCAGCACUAACCCAGGACUUCUCAUCACUUUUUCCAAGACCUCCUUGUCCCCCAACAGGGCCUUGAAGGCCUGUCACCUCCCUGCCUUGUCUUCUGGGCCAUAGCGACUCUUUUCUGUGUGUCUUUUGCUAAAUAUGCCAUUUUUGUAUAAAUAAAAGAUAAUUUGGA